AUGGCGCGGUCCGCGCGCUUGGAGGGCGUCAAUGUGACGGUGGUGGACCUGCCACCGGAGGGUCAGCCUCAUGUCAAGCAGAUCGUAGAGGAGGAGUGCUGCCUUCGUGUAGAUGGCGAGCCCGUUGUUCCGAGGCUGCAGCGCAGUUCCGCGGGACCUCAGUGGCCUUUGAAGCUCGCCCUGCCCAGCCGCGGCAGUCUCAGCUCCCUGCACCUGGAACCCCAAAGCAGAAGCGAGAGCUCCGAGGCACUCCGUGUGGCAGCGGUGGGCCUGAACUUUCGGGAUGUGUUGAACGUGCUGAACCUCUACCCGGGUGACCCAGGCGACCCUGGUCUCGAUUGCAGCGGGCUGAUUUGCAAUGGCGGCAAGAACUUCCAGCUGGGGCAAUCCGUGUUUGGCAUCUCCUUCGGGUGCUUGCGGACCUACGCGGAUAUCAAGGAGCCCCGGCUUCUGGCGCCCCUGCCGAACGGGAAUGCCGACGUCCACGCCUGGUCCUUCACGCACGCGGCGGCGCUGCCCACGGUGUACACCACCGUGGAGGUGGCCCUGGGGGAGCUCGCGGACCUCAAGGCUGGACAGCGGGUAUUGGUGCACGCCGGAGCAGGCGGCGUGGGUCUCACUGCGGUUCAGUAUGCCCUGCGCCGCGGGGCAGUGGUGUAUGCAACGGCCGGCCGCGAGGAGAAGAAGCAGCACUUGCUGCAGCUGGGUGUGAAGUUCGUAGCCAGCUCCCGGGAUGGCAAGCUCUUCGAAGAGGAGCUGGGUCAGCAGCUGGCCAGCGAGGCCGCCAAGGUGGACGUGGUGCUGAACAGCCUCAGUCACGACAACUUCAUCGGGCGCUCGCUGUCAUUCCUGCAGGAGGGGCGGCGUCUUUGUGGAGAUCGGCAAGCGCAACAUCUGGUCCGCUGA
This is a messenger RNA of Effrenium voratum, 906 nucleotides long. The record is from the annotation of a GenBank genome assembly. Lineage: Eukaryota; Dinophyceae; Suessiales; Symbiodiniaceae.